Paramacrobiotus metropolitanus is the source of this 2543-nucleotide messenger RNA. RefSeq lists its product as uncharacterized. Bases 154 to 2214 code for a protein of 686 amino acids. The transcript has 9 exons. Gene Ontology annotation, molecular function: protein serine/threonine kinase activity; ATP binding. Lineage: Eukaryota; Metazoa; Tardigrada; Eutardigrada; Parachela; Macrobiotidae. The record is from RefSeq and is a predicted model, not a curated record. Gene Ontology annotation, biological process: protein phosphorylation. Gene Ontology annotation, cellular component: cytoplasm; membrane.
UUGUACGUUCUCACUUCUCAUCACCCACGCCCAUCUGUGCAGAUGUGCAAGCAAAAUUCUUUGGAAUUCAAAGGCUGAUUAAGUCCGUCUUUCUGUUAGUAUUACACUGAAACUUCAUAAGUAUGCCGUUUUCACGCCAGCGGUGUGGUCGUUAUGGGAAUUAUGGCUGAAGAAGAAUCAGUUAAAUUCAUUUCAAAGAGUCCAUGGUUAGCGGAGAACAGAAGGCAGAGAUUUCUCGGUAUAUGGCGCUACGUCACUAUAGGUAGCAAUUUUUUGUCGAGUGGCACAUUGAGCGCGGGAUUAUUUAUCGUGCUGCAGGUGCGACAGUUCUACAACAUCGCUCACUCGUUGGCGGCGCAAAGCGACAACACACAGGACAUACACGUACAUUUCUUGGAUAAAUGGAGCGCUAUUGGGAUUGGGCUGAUUGUUGCAGCGCUCGUUAGCAUCUUCUUCGGAAUCGUCAGUCUGAUGGCUCACAAAAACGCGUGGACGAAAAGACAUCCAAAAACCUGCACGACGCUAGCUGUCAUCAUAACAGUCGGCGUACUAGUGGCCGAAGUAGCAUCCGCAAUUUUACUGCAGCAGAGGAUUGGUGAUAAGCAGCCAUCGGAAGAAAUUGCCGCGUUGAAGGAGCAAUACGCAUACCUUCCCACACAACUGACAACAAACGGUGCGGUGGUUAUUGCACCUUCACAAUUCAAUGCCACAAGCGACCCCACGCCACCAGAAGCGCUGCAAAAAACCAUCGUUUUAAAUGCGCUCCAAAUGAUGUUGCAUUGCUGCGGUACUGAAGCCGACUACGAAGACUUCCAUGAUGGGUUGUACCAUAAUCAAUCCUUCCCGUUGUUCUCGGCCCCGGUCUUUUGCUGUCAUUUUAAGGAUCCCAUCAGCAGAACGCUGACGGACCGGAGCUGCUAUUUUGAUACAUACCGCCAGUCGCAGACGUUUCAACGCGGUUGCGUGGAUGCUGUCAAGGAGUACCGGCACAGCACCUUUCCCAUUAUGUUAACAGUGAUAUUUGGCUCAAUAGUUCUCAAGGUCAUUGUGCACAUUGUUGAUCGGGCUAUGGUGUGGUCGUUACCCUGCAAGAUAGUUCGGUCGCGCCGUAAUCCAUCAAUCGUCAAAAUAGGCGUAACUGACCGAACCGCAAACAGAGAAUCAAAUGAAUUAGACGUUUUAAACUCGGAAAACGAGGAUUGUUUUCGAAGAUGGCAUCAAGUCAUAAAGCAUGAUGGGGAACAGCACCUGGGAAGUUCUUGUAGUUAUGAGAAGGAUGCCAUAAUUGGUCAAGGUCGUUAUGGCAGGGUAUACAAAGCCCGUAUUAUGUCUCGUGGCGACUUUACCGGUCCCCCCGUUGUGGCUGUUAAAGAACUUAUCGUGCAACGACAAGCCGAUACGUUAUCACUGACGAACGAAGCAUAUGCUCAAAAAUGGGAGGAGCUGCUACGACUGCGCCAUGAAAAUGUAAUGGCCUACCAUAAGGUCAGCUUUUUUACAUCGGGUACUGCCAUGCGGAUAGAUUUGCUGAUGGACCUCAUGCAAGGUGGGGAUUUGGCCCGUUAUAUAUCCGACCGCAAUGCAGCACCAGGAACAAUGUUCUUAAUCACCGCCGUCGAAUUUGCACGGCAGAUUUCCGGUGGCCUAUCGUAUCUGCACACCAACAACAUUAUCCACGGCGACCUGAAGCCAGCCAAUGUGCUCCUGAGGGCGCAGUCGGACCGGUGCACGCUAUUCAUUGGGGAUUUGGAUGAGCGGAUCGUAAUGCAAAGCAAUCUGACAUGUUCGGUCGAUGUUACACACUCGUGCGGAACCGCCCGUUACAUGUCGCCCGAAAUGAUAAAAAAGUUUGCUGUCGGGCAGACGGACCUGAAAAUUGGUCGGAAGACGGAUGUUUGGAGCCUGGGUUGCAUUAUGAUAGACCUCGUAGACUGCUGCUCGGGAAUGGGAGAAAAAUGGCUAUGGAACAAAGAAACAGCAGACGAGUUCCAGAUCAUGAACGCUGUGAUGGACAACGUAAUUUUUAUGAAAUUAUUGGAAGGCUAUGUGCCGUUAUUGCGUUGCCCGAUCAUCCCGGACGAUUACGGAAUUACCUGUCUCAUUGACCGCGCACUCUCUAAUGACAGUCAGAAUCGCAUAUCGUCCCACGAUCUUUUCGACAAACUGGACGCAAUGUACUUACACAUGUGCAGAAAGACGACACUAAAACAGUAAUGUGUACGCCAGUGGUAACACUAUAAUAAAUGUGAACAAGCGACCUGGUACUGUAGUGCACAAUCGCACAGGUGCAAUACCAUUCCGGCAAAUGUAUUAGUAACCAUCACAUUUUGAAAGAUCUUUACUGUAGCUUCUGCAGACACAUACAGAGUAUGGCAUGAUGUAAGUCCGUCUACAGCAUUGGCACGGUUUCGGUGUAUUAUGAGUGAAGACGGUAUCCGUCAUAAACGAACUCUCGUGACUCGUGAGACGUGUAUUAAUCAUCGAUAUUUUCAUUUACUAAUAAUUCUUGCCAUGUAUUGGGUGCUCAUGUGUGUGUAACUAUG